Dicrocoelium dendriticum is the source of this 426-nucleotide messenger RNA. The record is from the annotation of a GenBank genome assembly. Lineage: Eukaryota; Metazoa; Platyhelminthes; Trematoda; Plagiorchiida; Dicrocoeliidae.
AUGACAGAAGAUCAGUUCAAGUGUCUGAUUUUCAUUUGCGGUCUCCAGUCACACUCCGACAGUGAUAUCAGGACCAGGUUAUUGAGCAAGAUUGAACUGUCCCCAGAUAUUACGCUACAGCAGAUAACGCAUGAGUGUCAACGUUUGGUAAACCUCAAGCACGAUACAGCCAUGUUGGAGCGUUCAUCAUCCAACUCCACUUUCAAUGUCACGAAGACAUGCUUAAGACAACCCACCGGAACAGCAGCAGAUGUCUUAGCGAAACCACCAUCCGCGUGCUGGCAGUGUGGCAAAUGGCAUUUCGUAAAGUUCUGCCCCUAUAAGAAGCACAGAUGCUCAGUGUGUAACCGACGCGGCCACAAAGAAAAUCAGUGUCUAACAAGGAAACCUGUAGUGACCUGGAGAUUUCCCCGUAUGACUGUGUAA